This is a messenger RNA of Symbiodinium necroappetens, 285 nucleotides long. The record is from the annotation of a GenBank genome assembly. Lineage: Eukaryota; Dinophyceae; Suessiales; Symbiodiniaceae.
AUGGCGCCGGCUCCAUCGCCCGAGCCGGUCGAGCAUCCGGCCGCCCAGGCGGUAUGGACCGGUGCGACGAACCUGUCGCUUCUUCCGGUAGUCUUCCUGACCUACCGUGUGGACAUGCGCUUUGAGAGCGUGGUCUGCUUCUUCACCUUGGUGACCUCGGCCACCUACCAUGUGUGCGAGAGUUUGGACUACAAGUUCUUAGGAGUCAACCACUACAGGUGGCACUUUAUGGACAAUAUCUUUGCCAUUACCGGCAUCAUGUUGAACAUCAUGAACUUUGCUCAG